Messenger RNA from Apiotrichum porosum, 1395 nucleotides. RefSeq lists its product as uncharacterized. Bases 1 to 1395 code for a protein of 464 amino acids. The transcript is spliced from 2 exons. NCBI's taxonomy places the organism in Eukaryota, Fungi, Basidiomycota, Tremellomycetes, Trichosporonales, Trichosporonaceae. The record is from RefSeq and is a predicted model, not a curated record.
AUGGCCCGCCGCGAGGCACCGCUCCUCACCCCCUUGUCCUCGUUACACCUCUCAUACGCGUCCAUGAGCUCGGUACAGCAGGAGAACGUCCGUCUGACGCUUUACGACAUGGAUGCCAACUUUCCCUCAGUCCCCGGUCAACCCGGCUGCCGGUUUCACCCCUUUUUAUCUGCACUUCACGCGUCGCCCACCUCGUCCAACGUGGCGGCGAAUGUAGAUGGGCUCGGGCUCUUUCUGACGGCCGGCGACACCGGACUCGAGGAUCUGUCUGUGGUAUGGGAGUCGAGUACGGUUGCGGCAUACUAUGCCAAGAUCAAGGCCAAGUAUACGAGGCUCAGUCGCCGUGAAACAGGCAGUCCUCUUGGCCCACCCGCUCUCGGCACUCCGGCACCAUUCGCAUCUCUCCUGCCUGAGGCGAUGGGCUACGCUGUCCGCAGCGACAACAGGCGUCACCCAUUCCUCGUCUGGGGCUACCUGCAACUGGAUCCCAGGUCUUGGAGCGACCAUGAAAUACGGGCACACUGGUCCCGCGUCGCUUUUUUACAGCUUUUGGCGCCACUGUUCGCGUGUUACAAGCUCGGCGGGUGCCGGGUGGGGAUUUCAAUGGUCAACACUUCAUUCAUCCGUAUCUGGGUCAAGAGCGAGCGUGAGGUGGUCGUAGAGGUGAUGCCUGACUGGGCGAGGCGGUUCGACUGGGGCCUGUCGUUGCUUCAAUGGAUGGAACACGACGAGUUUUGGGCCACGGGCGCUGGCUUGCCCCGCCGCCUGGCUGACGGCGACCCGCGAAACCUGUUCAGGCAUGACAUUUCCGUCGACCAGUGGAACCUCGACGCACUGUUGGAUUGGAUCGCGCUUGCUUUCUCUCGUGCCGACGCCAUGGUCGACCCGGAUCCUUCGGUCGCUCUUGCCCCGCUGUUUACGCAUGGAGGCGACGAGGAGGCACCGUUCCUCUGGACUGUGGGUGAACCGAUCCCUCCCCCACUGCCACCGGCUGUCGUCACUCCUCCAAAGCCAUUCUCGUUGCCGAAACCACCCAUCCCGCCGACAUUCAACCCGGCCACUCCCUUCCGCCGCCUCUCACGCCGUCUCAGUACGAUUCUCCCGCUACCGACUCUGCGCCGCACCAGCACAGCCAGCACUGCUCCCGGCACCCCCAGCACUCCCGGUACCCCGGACAGUGACAAGUUUCUCAAACCUGCCAAACUCACCCCACUCGUGUAUGAAGGAGCCGGGAACCUCAAGGUCACCCCCGAACUGGGACGCAAGGUCAACGAGUUGUUUCCGAAUCACAGGUCGUCCGAGCUGGAGGAGGCGAGGGGUAAGAUGGACCCGCGAGUCGCGUUGGUGGCCUUGGGACAUCUCAAGGUGUCCUUCAAGCCAGUCAGUAAUGAGUAG